Sorghum bicolor (sorghum) is the source of this 1949-nucleotide messenger RNA. RefSeq names its product two pore potassium channel a. The record is from RefSeq and is a predicted model, not a curated record. Gene Ontology annotation, cellular component: plant-type vacuole membrane. The transcript has 4 exons. Gene Ontology annotation, molecular function: potassium ion leak channel activity. Gene Ontology annotation, biological process: potassium ion transmembrane transport; stabilization of membrane potential. Lineage: Eukaryota; Viridiplantae; Streptophyta; Magnoliopsida; Poales; Poaceae. Bases 598 to 1704 code for a protein of 368 amino acids.
AAACAAUGUGAGAGUCAACGGACCUGCGCAGCUUUUUAUCCAGUAGGUUCUUUUCUUCCGUGUCCUCCGAAGGACGAGGACCAGAACCGAAGGAGCAGGUCGGUAAAUAGGUCCGCGCGCGCCCUGGUGCCGCCUUGGCGCCUUUCCAGUUCAUCUCCGUUAAAACAGGACGCGGAAGACACGCGUAGCGCACGUCGGCGCUGAUCUUCUCGGCCCAGCUCGAGUUGACAAACUCACAGAAGGCGACGCGGACACCGGAGAGGGGAGAAGCGGAGGGGGCGGGCUAGACGAGGCGCGCGAAGAGCUUCCCUAGCCGGCGGGAUCCAGUCCCGCUCACCCGAUCUGACUUUCCCAGAGCUACACAGCUUCACUCUAACUAGAGCACCAGAGAUCCGAUCUCAACGAAUGAGGAUAGUGACGGCCUCAUCAUGGAAAUUUGACCGAGAAAGAAAGGGACAGGCGGAGAUAAUGGGGAUAGGUUGCCCUUCCGGUCCGUAAAGGGCCAACCAAAUGUCAUACCAAAUCAGGCUGCCGUGCCUUGCCAUAUGAAUUCGCCUUCGCACAAUCCCUUCUGUUUUGCCUCACCUUAAACUGUUGAUGAUAGGUGGACAACGGUCCUCGAACGUGAUUGCAUCAUUGCCGCAGGUCGAGGUUAAGCUGAUGGCUGAUGACAGUAUUCAGCAAGCAUUGAUAGAGGAUCCUCCUAAUGUGCUGAAAAGGAAGCCGUCAGAAGGAGCUAAACGGUUUCGGCGAUGCAGGUCAACUCCCUCAGAUCCCACCGAUCAGAAACCUGCAGAAAACAGAUCUGUGCUUAAAGCCAAGGAAUUAUUCAAGGAGAUAAGGCCUAGCUUCAGGCUUGUAGGCCUCCUCCUUUUUGUCUACCUGCUAGUGGGUGUCAUCAUCUUUUAUCUAUUUAUGGAUCAGUUAUCUGGGAAGACAACUAAUAGAGUGCUUGACGCCUUGUACUUCGUUAUUGUCACAAUGACCUCAGUUGGCUAUGGGGAUCUUUUCCCAAACAGUGACACAACAAAGCUGCUUGCUUGCGCUUUCGUCUUCACAGGAAUGGCGGUCAUUGCUCUCUUCAUCAGCAAAGCGGCAGAUUACCUUGUUGAGAAACAGGAGGUGUUGUUCUUCAAAGCACUGCACAUGAAUAUGAAGGGCAGUGAGGCCAAAAUGCUCAGGGCAAUGGAAACAAAUAAGAUAAAGUACAAAUUCUACACUGUCGCUCUGCUUCUGGCUAUGGUUAUUGUUGCUGGGACUGUAUUUCUGUGGAAGGUUGAGAAGCUGAGCCUUGUUGAUUCCUUUUACUGUGUCUGUGCCACGAUCACUACCCUGGGUUAUGGGGAUAAAAGCUUCUCGUCCAAAUUGGGCCGCGUUUUUGCAGUAUUUUGGAUAACCACGAGCACUGUCAUCAUGGCUCAAUUCUUCCUGUACCUUGCUGAGCUCUACACCGAACGACGGCAGAAAAUGCUGGCCAAAUGGGUGCUCACCAGGAGGAUAACAACCAUGGAUCUCGAGGCAGCUGAUCUAGAUGGCAACCGACAAGUUGUUGCUGCUGAAUUUGUACUUUACAAGCUAAAAGAGCUGGGCAAGAUCAGCCAAGAGGAGAUAACUUGUUUUCUAGAGGAGUUCAACCAGCUUGAUGUUGACCAGUCUGGCACACUCUCGACUUACGACCUUAAUCUGGCACAAACCAGCCAUUGACUGAUGGUGCAUAUGUGAUUUGGCUGAUUGAAUGGUUUUGGUUGAUGUUGUAGCAUUUCUGUUGUCCAUAUGUAACUUUGUAAUCUUGUAAAAAUGCAAAUGAGACGAUUGAGAAAUUGUAUCCCACUCUUUCUCCAAAACAACUUGAAUUUAGGCUGUAAGGAGCAAACACUUGCUGGAAGUUUAUCCGAGCUUCCACACAGAGCCUGCACAUUUAUGAAGUUGGUUUAGCUCUGCCCCUCUCA